This is a messenger RNA of Geodia barretti, 888 nucleotides long. The record is from the annotation of a GenBank genome assembly. NCBI's taxonomy places the organism in Eukaryota, Metazoa, Porifera, Demospongiae, Tetractinellida, Geodiidae.
AUGGAGGACUCCGCGGCCGCUCGACAACAUGAAGACGAAGAAGCGGACGACAGCCUUGGGUUCCCACUGUCCCGAAUGAUUUUCGAGGGUCCUGCUGGAGAGCUGCAGAACACUGCCAACUCCCAGCCGGCUAUCAUGACUGUUAGCAUCGCCGCCUGGCGCGUAUCGCGCAUGGCGCGGAGGAAUAUGCCGGUCGCAAGCGAUGGAGCGAAUGGCACGUUGACGGCUCACAGCCUGGGGCCGCAAGUUAUAACGGCACUAGUGGCUGCGGGAGUUCUGGGCUUCCCGGACGCUGUGCGACUGGUACGCCGCCGGGGCGAACUGAUGAACCAGGCCUCAAUGAGCCGUCCUGGCACCAUGGCAGCGAUCCUGGGACUGGACGAAUUCGCGCUGGGGCAGGUCUGCGCCGAGACUGGCGUAGAGUUGGCCAAUAUCAACACCGACAACCAGAUAGUAAUCAGCGGAAGCCGCAUGGCGGUAGCGCAGGCCGUCGACCUCGCCACCGCUCGCGGGGCCCGGAAGUCUGUGCCGCUGCCAGUCAGCGGGGCCUUUCAUUCCUCGCUCAUGGUUGAGGCCGAGGCGGGGCUUUCUGCCGAAUUGGAUUCGCUGACUCUCCAUGAACCCAGAAUGCCUAUCAUCGCCAAUUGCGACUGCCGCUCAUUGAACAGCAGCCAAGAGAUUCCCGACGAGCUGGUCAAUGGACUCUGCCGCUGUGUCCAGUGGAAGGACUCGGUGGUGGCCAUGGUCGACUCCGGGAUUACCCGGUUCGUCGAAUUCGGAGCGGGUGGAGUUUUGGCUGGACUGAUCAAGCGAAUUGACCGCGAGGUGGAAGUUUCCGCAGUGGCCGAUCCGGAUUCCAUCCGGAAACUGGCACUUGCGACAGACUAA